CGCACAAGCAGAUACGUCGCCUCCUUUAAAUAAAACAUUCACCCUACUUUACGAACCAGUGGAGGUUAGUUAGUGCUGAAUUCUGCUUGGUUUGGACGCACUUCAGGCACCCUGAGGAUGAAAUUCAGGUCAGGAUUUAUCUCCUGCCUGUGGGUGGCAACCCUGGUCAUCUCGACAGUCAACGCCCAAAAUUGCAUUGUAAAAGAUUCAAAUGGAAAUGAGAUUCCUCCAGCCUCAGAUAUUAGAUUUGACGUUGCUGACAAUGCGCCAGCAGAAACUCAAUUUGGGAGCCUUGACGUCGUAAAUAUCAACGGCGUCACUGAAAUUGAAUCUGCAUUCUUCAAUUUGGUAAUUCUGGACGGCAAACUCAUUAUUGCAACAACAGCUGAAUUUGCCAAUGUGGAACAGACUUCGGAAUCCUCAGCAGUGACUUUCGAGAUUAAUCUGCAAUGUGCAGAUGGAGUGCAACAAACAAGGCCGAUAAAUGUGGUGCUGCAGCUAACCAACACAUACGAUCCGCAAUUUGAUGAGUUUAAUAGCAACUUCCAACUGCCAAUGCCUUUCCCUCCAGAGAUCGAAAUAAACACAGCUUACGGAGUAACCAUCGCGGCUUUUGACAACGACAUUUACAACAAUGAUGUCACGUUCAGCAUUGAGGACCCUUCUGGAAACUUUUAUGUUGAGCCCAAAGGGGAAUUUACCGUGGGUGGUUCACCUAAAAAAAGAUAUGCAGUUGCCCUGAAGUCAAAGCGAUUGCUUAAUCUCUCUGGACCCUUGCAAGUCACAAUAGUUGCUCAGGACAACGAAGGAGCAGAACGUAGGACUAGCAGGGCAACAGUCACUAUCGAAGUGGACACAGAAAAUUCUACGCCAGUCACUAUUGGAUUCAAGAGCAAUUUCUACACGGCCGAUGAUGACGAUGCUUUUGCCACUGGUGAGCUAGUCCCAAGCGAGGAAAUUGAACUUGUUGAGGCUCCAGAAAACACUGCAGGAAUCGUGGUUACUUUGAGAAAAGCACCAGGAAAUUUGCCAUCCUUUGAAGACAGAUUCACGGGAACGUACGAAGUGGAAGGGAAUACGGUCAGAAUUGAACAGACUCUGCCGUUCACUGAAGAGGAAGAAGUGCCUCCAGGUUUAGCAUUGGAAAUUGAGGUCAGCGAAGCAACAAGUGGGUUCGUCGCGCGGACAGUGUUGCACGUGUCGCUGCCCGUGGAGGAGUGCCCGGUGCAGACGACGGAGGCGCCGAUCACCUGCCCCGUGUGUCCCACUGAGACGCCAUCCACUUGCCCCACGUGCUCGCCGGGUGGCGAAACGUGUCCGACGCACCCAACCUGCCCAUCGUGUCCGACGCCCUUCCCCACCGUGCCGCCCACGUGUCCCACCUGCGCGCCCUGCACCUCGACCACGCCCAAGCCACCCUCCAACAUCGAGUUCGUACAGCCCGAAUAUUCCACCACCGUCCCGGGAGACGCUGCUAACGUCCCAUUGUUCACCGUUGAAGCUGUUAUUACUGAGGGAACUGGCACGAUCAAAUACGGCUUUGUCGCUUCCCCAGAAUUGAGCUCGAGACUAAGCAUGGACGAGACCACCGGAGUUCUGACCCUGACGCGACGAGCUGCCCCUGGAAGCUACGAGUUUACUCUCACUGCCGAAAUUGUCGAGUUGGGAGGUACCCCUGCCACCGCUCUUGGAUUUCUGGACGUGAACAGUAUUGGCGAGUGCGAGGAUGGCACAACCUGCUUCAAAUACGCGCUGAUUACGAAAGAAGUUGAGGAGGGAAAGGAAACGGAAGAUCUCAUUCCUGGAUCGCAACCAACGGGUCCCGGCUGCGAAUUCCGUAUUGACGACGUCGAUGCCGCUUUUGACGGUUGGUUUGAAAUCGACGUAAAUACCGGGGCCCUGAAGGGUCUGUCUGCGAUCAACUACGAAGACGCUGCCUUCGCAGAUGUGGAAGUGCCGCAAGUUGUGCUUCGCCUGCAGGUCGAAUGUUCGUCAGAUGUGGAAGUCAAGGACACCUUCAACGCGACAAAGCGUGCUCGACUCGAGGCGGAGGUCACCAAGCAGCAAAUGUUGGUCGUUUUAAACAUCCUCAACGUCAACGACCACGAGCCUGUUUUCGAACCGGCAGAACUCAGGGUUGGCUACCCUAGCAGAGAUUUCGCAAGGCAAAUUUUCCCUGGAGCCAUUGCCAAAGUUCAGGCUACGGAUAGCGAUAAAGGAGACGACAAGAAGCUGAGAUAUCGUCAGGAAUUUAUCAGCGACGAGUUUGAUUUGGACGAAAUCACAGGAGAAUUGUAUCCAGUGGACGGAAGGUUCAGCUACGAAAACAUUCGGUUAACGAUCUUAGCUCUUGACAGUGAAGGCGCCAACGGUGCAAAACAAGGUCGUCUCACACUGGACAUUAAAAUGGUGAACGAGGGACAAGUAGCGGUGGUGAUCGCUGAAGGAGCCACGAUAGAUGACGCAGACACAAUCGUCGCUGACCUCAACACCAAAAUCGACUCGCACUUGUGGGGCAGCCUGAGGAACUCGUACAUCGCGGAGGACCUCGAUGGCAGACUAGGAAGCUCCAGAGCAAGAGCUGGCGGCCUUCUUCUCGUUCUCUACGCCUUGGACAAGACGAAUUGGAAUUCUGCUUCCCACGAAAAGAUUAAACAGCUUUUGUCGGGCUAUCAGCCAGGCUCCGGCUGGACUCUGGCUGGAAUCCAGACCUGGGAAGAGGCGGGUGGUUGGGACUCGAGUGGGGGAGGAUCUGACCCUGACGAAGGUUUGACGAUCGCGGUGAUCGUGCUCGCUGUAAUCGUCGCGCUCUGCCUUAUCGCAAUUGGUGGCAUUAUUUACGUCACAAUUUUUAGGAAGAGAAAAUUGGAAAAAGCAGUUCACUCGCAAGUUGGAGUAAAAAAUAGGACUAGCUUCUCCAAACACAGGGAGAGCCUUGCUGUUGAAGUUGCGAAGAGAAGUCAUGUAAAUGGGUUUGAUACGCCCAAAAAGGACGAGCUGAUAGUGGAACCAGAAAUGGAAGAAAGGAGGAAAUCGGCGACGGUAAAAUUCAACGACGAGCCAGAAGUGAUCCCCAGCAAUGAAUCUGUCAGACUUUGAGAAUUGCGGCCAACAAGAUUUUAAAAAUAACAUACAAAGUAUAUAAUUUAUCGCAUAUUUAUAUUUAUACGCAGAGCGAAUGGUGUACGUGUAAAUGAUAUUAGCAACUAAGGAUUGUGUACUAUUUCUUCAAUAAAAUUAAUAUAUAGAAACUA
Messenger RNA from Cloeon dipterum, 3254 nucleotides. RefSeq lists its product as uncharacterized. Lineage: Eukaryota; Metazoa; Arthropoda; Insecta; Ephemeroptera; Baetidae. Gene Ontology annotation, biological process: homophilic cell-cell adhesion. Gene Ontology annotation, molecular function: calcium ion binding. Gene Ontology annotation, cellular component: plasma membrane. Bases 118 to 3099 code for a protein of 993 amino acids. The record is from RefSeq and is a predicted model, not a curated record. The transcript is spliced from 16 exons.